UCCCUCCCCCUCCCGGGUCGGAGUGUCCCUGCGCCCCACGGGCCGGAGCAGCAGCUAGAGCAGCUUUCCCCGCUCCCUCCUCCUCGCCUCAUUCACCCCCCCUCCCCCGCCGAGCGAGGAGGAGCCGGAGGAGAGGAAGAUGGCGGCGGCCGCCAGCACCCGCGGGGCCGCGGGGCCGCUGCGAGGAGCCUGAGAGACCCACGGAGGCUUCGCGGGAAGACGCGGCGGCGGAGGAUGAGCCUGCAGAGCGCGCAGUAUCUCCGGCAGGCAGAAGUCUUGAAGGCUGACAUGACAGAUUCUAAGCUGGGUCCAGCUGAAGUCUGGACAUCCAGGCAAGCUCUGCAGGACCUGUACCAGAAAAUGCUAGUUACCGAUUUGGAAUAUGCUUUAGACAAGAAAGUAGAACAGGAUCUCUGGAAUCACGCCUUUAAGAAUCAGAUCACAACACUACAAGGCCAGGCAAAGAAUCGAGCAAACCCGAAUCGGAGUGAAGUUCAGGCAAACCUUUCUCUGUUCCUAGAGGCAGCUAGUGGCUUCUAUACUCAGUUAUUACAAGAACUGUGUACAGUGUUUAAUGUAGAUUUACCAUGCCGUGUGAAGUCUUCCCAAUUGGGAAUUAUCAGCAAUAAACAGACGCAUACCAGCGCCAUAGUGAAGCCACAGUCUAGCUCUUGUUCCUAUAUCUGCCAGCACUGCCUCGUCCACCUUGGAGACAUUGCUCGAUACAGAAACCAGACCAGCCAGGCAGAGUCCUACUAUAGGCAUGCAGCUCAGCUUGUCCCCUCCAAUGGUCAGCCUUACAAUCAGUUGGCUAUCUUAGCUUCUUCCAAAGGAGACCAUCUGACCACAAUUUUCUACUACUGCAGAAGCAUUGCUGUGAAGUUCCCUUUCCCAGCUGCCUCCACCAAUCUACAAAAAGCACUUUCUAAAGCACUGGAAAGCCGGGAUGAGGUGAAAACCAAGUGGGGUGUUUCUGACUUCAUCAAGGCCUUUAUUAAAUUCCACGGUCACGUGUACCUGAGUAAAAGCUUGGAAAAGUUGAGCCCUCUUCGAGAGAAGUUGGAAGAACAAUUUAAGAGGCUGCUAUUCCAAAAAGCUUUCAACUCUCAGCAGUUAGUUCAUGUCACUGUCAUUAACCUUUUUCAACUUCAUCACCUUCGUGACUUUAGCAAUGAAACAGAACAGCAUAGUUAUAGUCAAGAUGAACAGCUAUGUUGGACACAGUUGCUGGCCCUCUUUAUGUCUUUUCUUGGCAUCCUGUGCAAGUACCCUCUCCAGAACGAGUCUCAGGAGGAAUCCUACAAUGCCUAUCCUCUUCCUGCAGUCAAGGUCUCCAUGGACUGGCUGAGACUCAGACCCAGGGUCUUUCAGGAGACAGUGGUGGAUGAAAGACAGUACAUUUGGCCCUGGCUAAUUUCUCUUCUGAAUAGUUUCCAUCCACAUGAAGAAGAUCUCUCCAGUACUAAUGCUACACCACUUCCAGAGGAAUUUGAGUUACAAGGAUUCUUGGCUUUGAGACCUUCUUUCAGGAACUUGGAUUUUUCCAAAGGCCACCAGGGUAUUACAGGAGACAAAGAGGGUCAGCAGAGACGAAUACGACAGCAGCGCUUGAUUUCUAUAGGCAAAUGGAUUGCUGAUAAUCAGCCAAGGCUGAUUCAGUGUGAAAAUGAGGUAGGGAAAUUGUUGUUUAUCACAGAAAUCCCAGAGUUAAUACUGGAAGAUCCCAGUGAAGCCAAAGAGAACCUCAUACUGCAAGAAACGUCUGUGAUAGAGUCACUGGCUGCAGAUGGGAGCCCAGGACUGAAAUCAGUGCUGUCUACAGGCCGAAAUCUAAGCAACAACUGUGACCCAGGAGAGAAGCCAGUGGUUACCUUCAAAGAGAACAUUAAGCCACGAGAAGUGAACAGAGACCAAGGAAGAAGUUUUCCUCCCAAAGAGGUAAAAUCCCAGACAGAACUAAGAAAGACUCCAGUGUCUGAAGCCAGGAAAACACCUGUAACUCAGACCCCAAGUCAAGCAAACAACUCCCAGUUCAUCCCCAUUCAUCACCCUGGCGCCUUCCCUCCUCUUCCCAGCCGGCCAGGGUUCCCGCCCCCAACAUAUGUUAUCCCCCCUCCUGUGGCAUUCUCUGUGGGCUCAGGUUACACCUUCCCAGCUGGUGUUUCUGUCCCAGGAACCUUUCUUCAGCCUACAGCUCACUCUCCAGCAGGAAACCAGGUGCAAGCUGGGAAACAGUCCCACAUUCCUUACAGCCAGCAACGGCCCUCUGGACCAGGGCCAAUGAACCAGGGACCUCAACAAUCACAGCCACCUUCCCAACCCCUUACAUCUUUACCAGCUCAGCCAACAGCACAGUCCACAAGCCAGUUGCAGGUUCAAGCUCUAGCUCAGCAACAAUCCCCUACAAAAGCCGUGUCGGCUUUGGGGAAAAGCCCGCCUCACCACUCUGGAUUCCAGCAGUAUCAACAGGCAGAUGCCUCCAAACAGCUGUGGAAUCCCCCUCAGGUUCAAGGCCCUUUAGGGAAAAUUAUGCCUGUGAAACAGCCCUACUACCUUCAGACCCAAGACCCCAUAAAACUGUUUGAGCCGUCAUUGCAACCUCCUGUAAUGCAGCAGCAGCCUUUAGAGAAAAAAAUGAAGCCUUUUCCGAUGGAGCCAUAUAACCAUAAUCCCUCAGAAGUCAAGGUCCCAGAAUUCUACUGGGAUUCUUCCUACAGCAUGGCUGAUAACAGAGCUGUAAUGGCACAGCAAGCAAAUAUUGACCGCAGGGGCAAACGGUCACCAGGAGUCUUCCGUCCAGAGCAGGAGCCUAUGCCCAGGAUGCCAUUUGAGGACCCCAAGAGCUCCCCUCUGCUUCCUCCGGACCUGUUAAAGAGUCUGGCUGCCUUGGAGGAAGAGGAAGAGCUGAUUUUUUCUAACCCUCCUGAUCUUUACCCAGCUCUGCUGGGGCCUCUCGCCUCUCUUCCUGGACGAAGCCUCUUUAAAUCCUUAUUGGAGAAGCCCUCAGAGCUCAUGUCCCAUUCAUCCUCUUUCCUGUCCCUCACCGGAUUCUCUCUCAAUCAGGAAAGAUACCCAAAUAACAGCAUGUUCAAUGAGGUGUAUGGGAAAAACCUGACAACCAGCUCCAAAGCAGAACUCAGUCCCUCACUGGCGCCCCAAGAAACAUCUCUGUAUUCCCUUUUUGAAGGGACUCCCUGGUCUCCAUCACUUCCUGCCAGUUCAGAUCAUUCAACACCAGCCAGCCAGUCUCCUCAUUCCUCUAACCCAAGCAGCCUGCCCAGCUCUCCUCCAACACACAACCAUAAUUCUGUUUCAUUCUCAAAUUUUGGACCCAUUGGGACUCCAGAUAACAGGGAUAGGAGGAUUGCAGAUCGGUGGAAAACUGAUAAGCCAGCCAUGGGUGGGUUUGGCAUUGAUUAUCUCUCAGCAACAACAUCCUCAGAGAGCAGUUGGCAUCAGGCCAGCACUCCAAGUGGCACCUGGACAGGCCAUGGCCCCUCCAUGGAGGAUUCCUCUGCUGUCCUCAUGGAAAGCCUAAAGUCUAUCUGGUCCAGUUCCAUGAUGCGUCCUGGACCUUCCGCUCUGGAGCAGCUAUUAAUGCAGCAGAAGCAGAAACAGCAGCGGGGACAAGGCACCAUGAACCCUCCACACUGAGGCCAAAAUGGCAACCCUGGGAAUGAAGGCUCCAUAAACCAUGGCAUGUUGGGUUUGCAGGACUGGCCCACACAGUCCCCUGCAGGUGGCAGCCCUCUUUUCUGUUUCUUGCUGUCAAGAGGGUGUAAGUGUUCCACCAGCCCGCUGAGUGUGCACGAAAUGUUCGCAGUGCAACAAAAAGAAAAAUCCAUCAGGAACUCUCCGUUCCCCCCAGGGCCUUCGGAGGGAGAGAGAGAGAGGAACUGCUGUUUAUCUCACUCAGUUACUUGAUAUCACCACCUCUCACCUUCUCCAUCGUGCAUGUCCCCAGUCACAUGGGAAGUGAAAGCUGAGAAGGGAAGGCAGAUGGGAGAAGCCAAUGGGAACUUCUCAGUCCUUUUUUCCUCUUUGGGGAAUAAAAUAGGAAUCCAUUAAUGAUUGCUUUGCUGACUGAGAAUGUAGUUGAAAUUAUUCCUAAACAUCUUUUAUUAUUGUUAUUACUCUCAGUAGUAAAAUAUCACACUGAAUUCUUCCAUACACAGGUGUGCUUCUAGUCAGUGUGUAGCAAGGAAAGCCCUGUUCACUGCUCCUGCAAGAGAGGCUGAUGGUGACAGGAUAGGGAAUCGACCUCCUCAGCCAGAGGCAUAAGGGAGAGUUCAAGGCCUCACAGAAGGUUCUGGUAGGCCCUCCUCUGGCCUGGAGACUCCAGCAGGAAAUGUCCUUCACUCUGUAGGUGCUCGAGCCCUAAUCAAGGAUGCAGUGUGGGUGGUGGUGCUGGGCUGGACUAGCAGGUGACUGCUGUAGGAUUUCAAAUUACGUUUUUGAUUCCUGUACAUUUUACAGUAGCAUAGCAAGCAGUCUCACAGAAGGCAGGCUGGUCCAUUCAUGGCCUGACGUGUUAUAGUGGGUAGAAGCUUUCAGUGUGGUUAUUUUUGUUUGGUUGGUUUUUGUGCCCCCUUCUACUUACCACCCACCUGCUUUGUCUCCAUCCCUUUAUUACCCUAUGCUGUAUGCUAGUAACUUGUUUUUAUUCCUAAUGUGUGCAACAUCUCACCAAGAAGCAACAGCAUGGGGCCCAGCAGUUGGGGCCCCAAAGACAGUCUGAAGAGGAAGGAAGCAGCAGCGUCUGCACAGCCCACCGAGGGGCCAGGCCUUGCCCAGCUGCAGUCUCCCAGCUCCACUUUCAGAGUGCAACUCAAGGCAACACGGACACGUGCACAGCAUGCGCAGAAGAAAACAGAACCAAGUCCAUUUUGGAAAAGGCAAAAGAAAGGAAAAGAAACUUUUUAUUUGAUAUUUAUUAGGAGGAAAGAGGACUGAAAAUGUUCUUGUCUAGAAACAGAAGGACAGUCAUUUCCUGGAAAAGUAAUGUUUUAAGGGGAAAUUAUGGAAACAAUCUCAAUGUCCAAUUGCCGUGCUAGUGGUAGGGUUUAUUUUCUGGGAGAGACCUCCUUUGUAUGUCUGAGCGUGUUUGUGUGCACACACAUGCCCAUCUGCUCUCCCAGAGGGGAGGGGUUGUGUGUCUGAGUGUGUGGAGUUAGUGUGGAACUUAAGAGCUGGAAAACAGCUGCAGAGCAAAGCACAUCCAGGAGCCCCAGUUGCCCCUGGAGUUUGGACAACCCCAGCAGUUUAAAGGGGUGAGAUAAUGCUCAUUGCUCUUCAGAGAGAGUGGUUGGAGCCCCCGUAUGCUUACAUUAUUGCUCUUUUAGUUUGACAUGGUGUUUGGGUUUUUGUUUUUGUUCUAUUUUUUUGAGGUCUGAAAGGGUGAAGCCCCCAACCCAGUGGCAAUAUGAAACCCUUUGUGCUUCUCUCCUGCCCCUUCCCAGUGUCCACCUUUCUCCUCUUCCACCCCUCCCAGGCCUCUUUCCCUACUGCCUUUACCCAGUUUGUGUGUUUGAGCUCUGCAUUCAGGCAGCUGCAACAUUCCAGUGUUUGAACUGUCACUGAUUCUUGCACCCUAGACAAGCUAACCAGUUUUACCAUCUCACUCCCAGUAGUACCCAGUUCCCAUGUGAAGCCCCAUUCUGCAUGAGAAUUUGGUGUUGAGAAUGUUUUCUGACCUUUGGGGCGGGGUUCCUCGCCUUAUCAUCCUCACUGUGGAGUAAUGAGGAUGGGGAGGAGAAUCAUCACCAGAAGCUGGUUUUGUGUAGCAAACUUUCUUUUGUGGUUUUUUGUUUUGUUUUGUUUUGUUUUCUGGGGUUUUUUUUUGUUUUUGUUGGGGUUUUUUUUUUUUUUUUUUUUUUUUUUUGUCUGUCUGUGCAAGACCUGCAGCUGCUGAAAUCAGCUUUGCCUUUAAUUAAACCAUGUUCUCUCCAACCA
Messenger RNA from Otolemur garnettii (small-eared galago), 5952 nucleotides. RefSeq names its product SMG7, nonsense mediated mRNA decay factor (gene SMG7). The record is from RefSeq and is a predicted model, not a curated record. The transcript has 23 exons. Lineage: Eukaryota; Metazoa; Chordata; Mammalia; Primates; Galagidae. Gene Ontology annotation, cellular component: telomerase holoenzyme complex. Gene Ontology annotation, biological process: nuclear-transcribed mRNA catabolic process, nonsense-mediated decay. Bases 235 to 3654 code for a protein of 1139 amino acids. Gene Ontology annotation, molecular function: telomerase RNA binding; telomeric repeat DNA binding; protein binding.